Messenger RNA from Penicillium arizonense, 921 nucleotides. RefSeq lists its product as uncharacterized. Gene Ontology annotation, molecular function: hydrolase activity. NCBI's taxonomy places the organism in Eukaryota, Fungi, Ascomycota, Eurotiomycetes, Eurotiales, Aspergillaceae. The transcript is spliced from 2 exons. Bases 1 to 921 code for a protein of 306 amino acids. The record is from RefSeq and is a predicted model, not a curated record.
AUGUCACAACUACUCCCCAAUGGCGGAUGGGACGUCCAUCAUCACAUAUUUGAGCCCGAGCGCUUCCCUUACGACCCAAACCGCCAUCUAACACCCCCACCCGCUACGAUCAAUGCAUACAACGAAUUCAAACACCAGCUCGGGAUCAGCCAUUCAGUUCUGACACACGGAUUAUCCUACGGAGCCGAUAGCACAUGCCUUACAACCUUCAUCGCCGACUUAUGCCGAGACAACACCAGAGGAAUAGCAGUGAUCGACCCGGAGACCGUCACACCAGCACAGCUACGAGAAAUGCAGAUCAACGGCAUUCGGGGUAUAAGAGUUAAUAUAUACCGAUACUCAGCCAUGCACGACGUCGAAUUACAGAAGCAAAUCCUAAGGAAACACGCACAAGUCCUCAGUGGCCGCUGUACUGGCUGGAGUAUGGCGUUUACACACACCCACCCGGAGUUCUGGCCAGAUCUCAAACCGAUCAUUGCGCAGGAAAUCGUGCCUAGAGGUAUUCGGCUCGUGACUGACCAUUUCGCAUUGUUGAAAGGAGCGAGCAUGUUGCCUGCUGAAUGCCAAGGAGAUGUCUCACAGCAGAUCGGGUUCCAUGAGUUGAUGGAUCUUGUGCGGGAGGGUCAUCUUUAUGUCAAGAUCAGCGCGCCGUAUCGGGUUAGCAGCAAAGCGCCAGAUUAUGCAGACUUGAAGCCUCUUGUACGUGCUUUGUUUGAUGCGAAUCCUCGGCAGUUGCUUUGGGGGAGUGAUUGGCCUCAUACGCCUUUGAUGAAAGUGCGGACUAAAGAGGAAGCACUUCAGGAAACGCCGUUCUUGGAAAUUGAUGAUCGGGCUUGGUUGAAGAGUCUACGGUCCUGGCUAGCGGAUUCCGAGUGGCAUUCACUGAUGGUUUUGAAUCCUCAAAGAUUAUACGACUGGUAG